AUGGAACAAGCGAAACCGCGCACACGUCGACGACGCCCGGUAGAUAAGUAUGGCCCGAGAUUCUUCGACAAGACAGAGCACGUGCAAGACAGAGCGGCUGCCAUGAAAGCCACUUUGCACGGGGAUGAACGAUCGCAGUCUCAGCCUGCCGGAGGUUUCGAUAGUACCCCGUAUCCCUAUGCUCCGCCAGGGUAUACCGUUAAGUUUACUUUCCAUCGCGGCGUCAAUCUUCCGUGCGCAGAUUUUGGUACCUUCUCCUCGGAUCCUUACGUCCAUGCUCAACUGAUUGUCGACCUUCCCCAACGCCACAAACAGGACCCCAUUGUAUCGUAUCGGACGCCUACUGUGCGCAAGAACCGAGAUCCAGUGUGGGAAAAGGAGUGGAUUGUGGCCAAUGUACCCGCUUCCGGCUUUCAGUUGAAAUGUCAUGUCUACGAUGAAGAUGCAACCGACCAUGACGAUAAACUCGGGAAUGCCUACGUCGAGAUAGACACAAUGUAUGAGAAUUGGCCAUCUAUCAAAGAGCAGUCUUAUCGCGUGAAAAAGCGAUUGGGGAGCAAACGAGUAUAUCUUUUCGGCAGCAUUGCCGCCUUGGCUUCACGGCGUCUCGACGUGGCUUCGCAUCUGGUGAUUAGUAUCGAUUGCCUGGGCAAAACACCCGGCGAUCAAGGUGCGCAUAUGUACACUGUUGGACCGAAUUAUUGGUUCAAACACUUUUCUCCCGUUUUUGGAAGACUAGCAGGUACCAAGGACGAAGUUCAGAGCCAAAAUGGCCAAAAGACAAUCAGUCGAUACAACUUUCAGGCAGUUGAGAUACAGCUCAAAGGCCCUGUGCCUGCCGAGCUUUAUCAUCGCUAUGUCGAAUUCAAGCCAUUUGUUGCCGGAAUGUUUACAUCUCACAGUCUUCGUGGCAGGAUCCUCAACCGAGCGCUUCAUCAUCAGCAUGAGCGUAUAUAUAAUUUCGACAAGACAACCCUUAACGGUCAGUUCGAAUCGCCGUGUAUCGAACUCACCCAAAAAUUCCUCGAGUUUGUACACUAUGCCCAGGGUGGGAGAAUUUUCACAUAUGUCAUUACACUCGACGGACAGUUUCGCUUCACUGAGACGGGGAAGGAGUUCGGCAUCGAUCUUCUAAGCAAACACACCAUGCACAGUAAUGUAUCGAUUUAUAUCGCGUAUUCUGGAGAAUUCUUUCUCCGGAGACGUAAGCAUCGCCACCACCGACAGGGUGAUACUCCGCAUCCUUCAGAGAACUGCAACUAUACGGCGGAUGAGUCGCAGCAUGAUUUGGAGAUAUCUAUCGACCCGGCCGACUACGAGCUUUUUAUUGAUAACGACAGCGGCACCUAUCGUCCAAACGCAGAGUAUCUUCCUCUUCUUAAACAGUUUAUCUCGUCUAAUCUGGUUGGUCUUCACAUAACCACACUUGACUGCAGAAAGGAUGCUACGCGAAUGGAAACCUUGAAGAAUGAGCAACGUGAAUUCAAGAAGCACGAAGGAAAUCAGAUGAUUUUUCUUCAGCGAAGUAAUAGCUCAUCUCUAUCCUCCUUGUCCAGUUCAGACGAAGAGGACCUGGACGAACGCAGCGACGCGCCACGCAAAGCGAGGGGGGACUUGGCGCAGAAGGUACACGACAUGCGUGAUGUCAAGGGCCACUUGAUUAACUGGGCCCAGAGAGAUGACCAUGCCGAUCCCGAACUCAACGCGGAAAGUACUGCAAAGGGCCAGAACUGUGUUGAAGGGGGUACUGUCAAUUUGUAG
Messenger RNA from Aspergillus saccharolyticus JOP 1030-1, 1761 nucleotides. Its product is annotated as C2 domain protein. Gene Ontology annotation, biological process: positive regulation of gene expression. NCBI's taxonomy places the organism in Eukaryota, Fungi, Ascomycota, Eurotiomycetes, Eurotiales, Aspergillaceae. Bases 1 to 1761 code for a protein of 586 amino acids. The record is from RefSeq and is a predicted model, not a curated record. The transcript is spliced from 2 exons.